AUGUCUGUAAAAGUCGAGGGACCUGCUCCUGUGGAGAAGCUUGCACUUGCUGUGCCGAUGGUUCCUGCAAAAGCAAAGGAGGGUGCUCCUGUGGAGAAAGUUGCAAAUGCUGUGCUGACGGAACUUGCAAGUCCGGAAAAUGCUCUUGUGGAGAAGGUUGCAAAUGUUGCGCCAAAGGAUCUUGCAAAAGCAAAGGUAGUUGCUCAUGUGGGGAAAACUGCAGAUGCUGUGCUGACCGAACUUGCAAGGCAGCAGGAAGUUGCUCAUGUGGAAAAGAUUGCAAGUGUUGUGCCGAUGGAUCCUGCCAAAGCAAAGAUGGCUGCUCCUGCGGAGAAAGCUGUAAAUGCUGUUCCGAUGGAACCUGCAAGGCUGCAGGAAGUUGCUCAUGUGGAAAAGAUUGCAAGUGUUGUGCUGAUGGAUCCUGCCAAAGCAAAGAUGGCUGCUCCUGCGGAGAAAGCUGCAAAUGCUGUUCUGAUGGAACUUGCAAGGCUGUAGGAAGUUG
Uloborus diversus is the source of this 502-nucleotide messenger RNA. RefSeq lists its product as uncharacterized. The record is from RefSeq and is a predicted model, not a curated record. NCBI's taxonomy places the organism in Eukaryota, Metazoa, Arthropoda, Arachnida, Araneae, Uloboridae. The coding region runs from base 1 to 495 and encodes 164 amino acids. The transcript has a single exon.